This is a messenger RNA of Strongylus vulgaris, 222 nucleotides long. The record is from the annotation of a GenBank genome assembly. Lineage: Eukaryota; Metazoa; Nematoda; Chromadorea; Rhabditida; Strongylidae.
AUGCCUCGAACAAAGCUUGGAACGAAUUGCGGUAGCCGCCAAGCUGGAGAGGAGAAGAGCAUUGAGGCUGGAUCCGACUGCAUCACAUCUCGAGCGACUAAUAACCAAUACCAGUUGCAGAAGAGCAUUGCAAGAAGAUCUUCGAAGGUACAGGCAGUUGAAACUUGUGGAUUUAGCACAAGGACAGUGGAGUCUAAAGAAGUGCCGCAGGGGCCUUCUUGA